Molecule: messenger RNA, 1216 nt
Organism: Panicum virgatum (switchgrass)
Lineage: Eukaryota; Viridiplantae; Streptophyta; Magnoliopsida; Poales; Poaceae
Product: protein FLUORESCENT IN BLUE LIGHT, chloroplastic-like
Exons: 5
Coding region: 64-1026 (320 amino acids)
Biological process (GO): chlorophyll biosynthetic process
Molecular function (GO): protein binding
Source: RefSeq, a predicted model, not a curated record
AGGAUAUGAAGGCAGGCCAUCUCUUAUUUUAUUUCACUCCCUAUCCAGUUUAUCCUCUCCCUAAUGGCGCUUCCUCUGCGCCCCGCCGCUCCGGCGCCACCGCCUUGGCGAUGCUCCGGCGUGAGCUCCUCGCCGCGCGCAUCCCUCCUGGACACGGCCUCCAAGCAAGCAUUUCCUGUUCCAUUACCAGCUGACCGGGUUGCAAGAUUUUCCUUAUCUGCAAAGCGUUCUGCAUCUCGGCUUGUCCAGUCAAUGACUGAUCUCACCGGUUUUAGAAGUGAUGGGAUCCAUGCAGCCAAUGAACAUUCACGUGAUCUCAUGAGGUCCAUAUCUGAUCUUCAGGAAGUUGUAUUAUCCUCUUUUGGGAAAGCAUGUAUUUUCGGUAGUUGCAUCAUAUAUGUUCUGCCUCCUGCUUGUUUAGCAGAACCAUGCGAGCAAGAGUACUCUCUCCCUAACAUGCCUUUGCUGUUUGCAAUAGCCAUGGUUGGUGCUACUGUUGGAGGGCUCCUCGCAAGACAGAGGAGAGGGGAGCUUGCACGGCUGAAUGAUCAGUUACGUCAGAUAAAUGCUGCACUGAGAAGACAAGCCAAGAUUGAAUCUUACGCUCCUACUUUGAGCUAUGCCCCAGUUGGUAGUAAGAUACCAGAAUCAGAAGUUAUUGUUGAUCCUCAGAAAGAGCGCCUGAUUGCAUAUCUGAGGACUGGGAAGAACUACCUGAGAAACCAAGCUCCUGACAAGGCAUUUCCUGAGUUUAAAGCAGCUCUUGAUCUUGCACAAGCUUUAGGUGAUCAUGUUGAAGAGAAGAAAGCAGCACGAGGAUUAGGGGCAUCAUUCCAGAGACAAGGCAAGUACAAGGAAGCCAUAAAGUAUCACUCCAUGGUCCUAAACAUCUCUAAGAUGACCGGAGAGGAUGCGGGUGUCACUGAAGCAUAUGGAGCAAUAGCAGACUGCUACACCGAGCUUGGUGAGCUUGAGAAGGCUGGCGAGUUCUACGACAAAUACAUUGCAAGGUUGGAGAGUGACUGAAAAGAAGAGCACCGAUCAGAAAAUAUGUUAGAGCAUUGACAAGUCUAAUGGAAUUUCUACCCUUUUUCGCUUGUCAUGUAGUUUAUUGUAGAUUUGCAGUUCCCAGCUCGAAUUGAGUUUUAUUACCACCAUGCAAGUUCUUUUUGGCAGGAUUAUGGCACUACUCAUCAUUGGAGUUCCUGUUGAAUAA